AUGAUUCAGGGGCUGAGAAAUUUACCCUACAAAGAUAGGUUAAAGCGUCUUAAUCUCCACUCCCUAGAGAGAAGGAGGGCAAGAGGGGAUAUGAUUGAGGUUUUUAAAUGGGUAAAAGGAAUUAAUAAGGGAAACAUUGAUCAGGUUUUAGAAUUUAGUAGCCAGGAUAGGACACGUGGAAAUGGGUACAAGCUAGAAAAACUUAGAUUCAGGACAGACAUAGGUAGAUAUUGGUUCACAAACAGAGUCGUGAACGAUUGGAAUAGGCUGGAUAGACACGUAGUAAGUGCUGAGUCAAUAGGUAGCUUUAAAAGACGGUUGGAUGAGAGUAUGGAUAGGGAUGACAGGUGGGAUGGCUAA
Molecule: messenger RNA, 360 nt
Organism: Enterospora canceri
Lineage: Eukaryota; Fungi; Microsporidia; Enterocytozoonidae
Source: the annotation of a GenBank genome assembly